Messenger RNA from Myripristis murdjan (pinecone soldierfish), 5130 nucleotides. It is a transcript of the gene foxn2a, whose product is annotated as forkhead box N2a. Gene Ontology annotation, molecular function: cis-regulatory region sequence-specific DNA binding; DNA-binding transcription factor activity. Gene Ontology annotation, cellular component: nucleus. Gene Ontology annotation, biological process: regulation of DNA-templated transcription. NCBI's taxonomy places the organism in Eukaryota, Metazoa, Chordata, Actinopteri, Holocentriformes, Holocentridae. The transcript has 6 exons. The record is from RefSeq and is a predicted model, not a curated record. Bases 378 to 1610 code for a protein of 410 amino acids.
GGCCAGCUAGCUAACGUGAGCGAUACUUCUGUCGUGCUGCUCUUUAAGGUCUGAAAAGCGUGGACAAUCGAGUUGAACAUCUACAACACAGGGAAAUAACAUCGGCGACACAGAAACACUUCACCCUAGAUAGUUUGGGUGUAUAUUUAUCGCUAGCAGUAGCUACACUUCAUUUCCACAGAGCCGACGGACGCGACUUCGCCUCAUGAUUUCGGGCUGGGUGAGCGAAGGUUGGACUACAGUGAACUUGCUGUCGUCGAGCCGAGCUAACAAAAUGUGAUUAACCUAAAAAAAGAAAUAGAAAUACUUGGAAACGAGUCGUGUUUUGCCAGGAAGUGUUGUGCGAGGUCGACGUCGUCACGUACAUCCUUGAUUUAAUGGGUCCAAUCAUUGGGAUGUCGCCAGAUAAGAAAACGGAAAUUCCGGGUAUGCAGGAGGAGCGGACAGGGCUCAGAGGUGUUUGUGGUGCAGGAACACUGCCCGAGGCUGAGUGUGCAUCCAGUCCACUGGCCACCAGUCUCGAUCGCACCGGGGGCUCCGAGGACGAGGAGCUGACCAACCUCAACUGGCUUCAUGAGAACCUGCUCCAGAACUUCACUCUGGGAGGACCUGAAGCUCAGCCCAGCGGGAGCCCCUUCUUUGACAUAGAGGGGGACCACGGGGCCAACCAGGGCCCGUCAUCUUCCUCCUCAUCUUCGUCACACAGUAGAGGCAGAGAGCGGGACUCGUUGAAGUCUAAGCCCCCUUUCUCUUUCUCUCUCCUCAUCUACAUGGCCAUUGAGCAGUCGCCCAGCAAGUCUUUGCCAGUCAAAGAGAUCUAUGGCUGGAUUCUUGAGCACUUCCCCUAUUUCUCCAACGCUCCCACUGGCUGGAAGAACUCAGUGCGCCACAACCUGUCCCUGAACAAAUGCUUCCGCAAAGUGGAGAGGAGCUUGGGAAAGGCCAAUGGAAAAGGUUCUCUCUGGUGUGUUGACCCUGAGUAUCGCCCCAACCUGAUCCAAGCCCUUAGGAAGCAACACUUCCCUGCCGCACAUGCCUUCUGCACACCACCCGCCUCCCCACCCAGUGCCUCCUCACCCCCUCGCCACCUCUUCCUGCAAGGCUGUUCAUUCAAAGAGUCUGACAUUGAUGCUGCCACUGCCAUGAUGCUCUUAAACUCUGCCCCUGGGCACCACGUCGACCCAUGCGAUUCUGAUAGUCCACUGGACCUGUCCAGACCUGACUCUGUGCUGGUGAGCAGUGAUCCGAAGCAGGACCACAACUACAGCAGUAUGGCCCUGCAGCGUUGCUCCUCCCGCUCCUCCUCCUCUUCUCUUUCCUCCCUGGACGAGGGAGGCUGCGACCGUGGGCAGAAUCGUCGCGCCGGCAGCGAGGGCUUCCACAGCGAUGAGGACUCCGACCUCUGGGAUGAGAGGGGCGGCCACCAGCCUUCACGAUGCGCACCCUCCAUUAAGUGGCCCGCGGGCAAGAGGGCACGACGUGAAGUCAAGCCGGAGCUGGACGAGGAGCUGAAGGAAGCAGCCGGUUCUCUACUGCACCUUGCUGGUAUACGCAGCUGCACGGAGGGCUCCAAACGCACUGUCAAGAGCACAAAACUGAACAGGAAAUAAAUUUUUUUUUUUUUCUUCCCAUCAGACUCCUGACCCUGUGAACCCUAACCUCUGACCCCUGAUCGUGUGUCCCAGUGUGCCUCCUUCUCCUCAUCUGAUCGCUGAUUGGCCAUUUUGAGCCUUUUUUGUUUGGGAUAUUCCUGUCCAACAAAACAAAUGGCAAUAGUAUCGUUCACACAGGAGAACAAAGCCAUAUAGAGACUUUUGUAACUCGGGGGUAACUGGUGGGUUGGGUGUUUGGGCUGUGGAGAAACAUCAUAAUACCUAUCCAAAAUGACCUGCCUGCUUCUGUCGGAUUAGAUGAUUGUGAUUCAAAGAUUUUUUUUUUUUUUUCUCUGAAAGACAAAAUGGGAAAAGCUGAAGGUUUUAUAACUCAAAGCGUUGCAUGCUUCCUCCUCAAACCUAUAUCCUCUUCCAAGUGAAUAUUUAUGAAGCGAAUGAGUGCAUGUUUGUAACAAACAAAAUCUAACCUCCUGGUGUAAUCAGUUUCUCCUUUUUGUGCUGAAGAAAAAAGCUAAUGUUUUAAAAGGAAUUCUUGGUCUACAAAUCUUUAGAGAUGCAAUAAUUAAUCCACAAGUUUAACUUUUUGACGUUAUUUAAUGGUGGUUAUCUUUUCAGAGGCGAGAACGCUGGUUAAACUUUACAAUUAAGAGAAUGAAUGGAGUAGUAUUAUGAUCUUAUCAGCUAAACAUAUUACACAUGAGCUCUGGCUCUUUUCAGGAUUAGCAACAUGUGGAUAUAGUGUUACUCUGCCACUGCCAAAUUUAGUUGCAAAGUUAGCUACUACUACUUUGCUAGGUUUUGUGAGGCCAUCCCCGUGCCAUACAAAGGAAAACUAUAUCAUUGUUUUGCAUUCUUCAUUCUGUCAGUCCCUGUCAUUCACUAGUAUGUUUUUUCAUGUCUAAUCUUACAAUAUCACAUGUAUUGUAUUCAUGUUUCUGCUCACAACCUAUGCAAAGUGAAGCAACUAAUUUGACCACCUAAUGGCAUAUGUUGACUGUGUGCUAGCAUAGGUUACUCAUAGAUUUGUGUGUGUAUCAUACAUCUGAGAUGAGUGACAUGAGCCCAAGACUGAGAUGAUGGGCAUGACAGAGGAGUGUUUGAGAUGGUCCAGCUAACUGGCUCUGUGUCAGUCCAAAUCUUCUGACAAAACACUCAUAACAUUUGAGUGAAUUUGGUUGGUUUUGUGAAAGAGAGACGCAUCUCGCUCUUGCCACAGCUAUACUUGACAUGGGUUGUAAGAGUUUGUACUUGGUAGGGUUGGACUCUGGUGCUUUCAUUUGGUCAUACAGAUUUUGUUAACAGGCAGGAGUGGACCCACACGAAAUAACCGCAGCUUCUGGCCUCAACAUUUGGGUGUGCUGUUUGAUUAUGCCUCCCUGUGCUAAGUUUUUGAACCAUGUAUGUAGGAAAAUUGCAAAAUUAUCCAGCUAAAUUUUCUUUUUGCUGAUCUUGUGGCCGAGUAAUUCACUACUUGGGGUGGGGGUGUGUGUCUGUUUUGGUUCAAGUAAAGGAAAUGUAGAGGGUGGAGGGAGAGCAGACUGGAGUGUGAAGAAUGAGAAGAGGACAGAGGUAUCAUCACGGCCAAAGAGAAUUGACAUUUGCAUGUACAGCGCACCUGUGCAGUUGCUCGCAGGCGAGAUGUUGCAGACUUGUGCUGCACUCAUGUUGUGCCCCUAGUUCUGGCUGGCCAGUGUUGUCUCCUUGUUCUUCCCCCUAGAACAAAAUAAGGAAGUGCACACUCUAUUCUCAAGCUGUGAAAUGGGGUGUUUAUUGUAAGUUGAUUGCAUGCAGUUCAGUGAGGGGAAGUUGCAAGUGACUUAUGUAAAAGGCCACAGUCCUCAUUUGAGCUUUUAUAAAAGUUGUGCACAGGCAGCAUAUAAUACAAGAAAGCAUGGAAGUGCACAACAGUAUCAGACUCAAAAUUAUAUUCUUCUCACAUGGAAAAAAAUUUAGAUUAGAUCACAUUGUAUUGCAAUGACUGUUAGUAUAGCUUGCAUGGCCAGUGCCAAACAUUUUCUUGUGCCACUGAUGUGAAACUACAAAUGUUGCGGUCACCAUGUUCCCCUGUUCCCACAAUUUAGCUAUGUGAUUUAGAGUAACAGUGCCCUAGUUUUCUGAAUCAUUUUAACAGGAAAUGGGAGAGGGACUGUGACCAGUAUAGUGACUAAACAACCCUUUGGUUUAUUUUUGUUGCUUUAGAGUGGGAGCAGUUCUUAGAAGUAAGCUGCACUUCUCAGAAAUAAUAUUUGCAUACACUGGUCUUACUUAGCUGUGAAAAGAAAGAACAAAUUGUUGUUGUUCAUUAAUCAUCACCUUAUUUAUGACAUUAAUUUAUGGGACUCUUGAAUGCAGACUCUAUCAAAUACUGGUCAUUUGAAAUGAAUGACUUCUCACUAGGCACAUUUAUAUUCUCCCUCUGUGAAAUCCUCUUGAUAAGUGUUUUGGUUUUCUCCUGAGUUUAUUUUACAGCAAUACACCUUUUUUUCUUUCACUGUUUUAUAGUGAUUAAGUAUUUUGCCAAUGUCUAUUGUCUUUAGAGCGGGUGUUUUCAAUUUAACCAUGACUGCCAGGUUUUCUUGAUGUUUUGUUUUUGGUUUUUGUUAGACUGGAUAGAAGACGAUUAAUUAACAUAUUGAUCCUGAAACCUUUUGUUGCCAAAACUUGAUGUACAGCAGGGGUAGACAUUUCAGCUGAACAGACAUUCCCCGUGCAGAAUUUGUUUUGAAGCUGAUGUAAUCAUUUUUACAUUUAUCUGACAUAUGGUUCAUGUUUAGAUAUUUUGACUAAGCAGUCAAAAUUUAAAAGUAGCUGUCAAAUCUCACCACCGUAGGAUCAUCAACUUAAAAAAAAGAAGAAAAAAAGAAAAAUUACACUUACUGCCACUGAAAACUCAUGCUUCCAGGUGUUGCUGUGUGGUGUUAAAUUUUGUUUUCAACACCUUUUGAAAACUGGAAAAGACUAACUUCGUCCCCCAGGGCUGCUGCUGUGUAGUUUCAGGCCUACAUUAGAGUGUAGGGAGGACUGGUGAGAGAUUAUGGAGAGACUUCUAGAGGAAAAUCUUACUCGUUCUUUCUGUAGCACUUGAAAAGGAAAGGCUCUGUCAGUCUCAAAGCGGCAUUGAUUCCCUCUCUGAGUCGAUGUCGAUCUGUGGGUGAGCUACCUAAUAGUUAUGGGGUCCCAGAACUUGUUCAACCCGAAAAGCUGCAUACAAUUGCUUCAUUGCUUGACAGCUGUUAUUGACUAUUGAUUAUGUGAUUUUUUUUUUUUUUUUUUUUUCAAAAUUUUGUUGCAAUUACUAUGUUUAUGAUGAACAUUUUGUUGCAUUUGACUAAGUAAAGCUGCCAACCCAGUAUCAGUUUGUGUCAGUCCUCUGCCAUGUCUGUUAGACAGACACACCUUUUGGUUUUUGUAUGCUAACCUCUGUUGAUAAAAUGUUUAUAAGAUUUAUUUUCGCCAAAGAUAUGCAAUUGCAUUAUAUAUGGUAUUACAAAAUAAUAAUAAAAACCUGUUCUUGUUA